AUGUUCACGAGUGCCGUUACCAAGACCGCAGUUUUGGCUCUGGUCGCAGUUGGCGCUGUGUCAUCCGCGCCUCUUGAGACGCGCGACCGCGAUGACUUCAAGAACAAGAUGCUUGAGGGGACCAACUGGUACCGCUCCCAGCAUGGCGCCAAGGCUCUGUCUUGGGACCAAGAUCUGGAGGACUACGCCGCCAACUACGCACGGGCUUGCCUCAAGCAACACUCCCGCGGUCCCCAUGGAGAGAACCUCGACUGGUACUCUUACUGGGGCUCGCCGGCCAGCUAUGUCAACGAUUUUGGUCGUGAGCGCAUCAAUUUUGACUUCAACAACGGCGGUUUCGACAAAAGCACGGGCCACUUUACGCAGCUCGUUUGGAAGGACACGAGCCGGAUGGGCUGCGCCUGGGCUGAUUGCAGCUCCUGGUACAAUAUUGUCUGCGAGUAUGAGCGCGCUGGCAACAUCCGCAGCAUCGAGGGCGACAACCGCUUCUACCGCGAGAAUGUUGGCCGUCAGGUCUGGGGCAACAUUAAAGAUGAGUUCCAGGGUUAA
Cordyceps fumosorosea ARSEF 2679 is the source of this 549-nucleotide messenger RNA. RefSeq names its product Allergen V5/Tpx-1-related protein. The coding region runs from base 1 to 549 and encodes 182 amino acids. The record is from RefSeq and is a predicted model, not a curated record. NCBI's taxonomy places the organism in Eukaryota, Fungi, Ascomycota, Sordariomycetes, Hypocreales, Cordycipitaceae. The transcript is spliced from 2 exons. Gene Ontology annotation, cellular component: extracellular region.